AUCUACACUGAUCAUCAGGGCACUGAUGAUCAGUGUGCCCUGAUGAUCAGUGUAGCCCCAUCAGUGCCACUUGUUAGUGUCCAUCAAUGCCACCUGUCAUCAAUGCCACCUGCCCAUCAGUGCCGCCUAUCAGUGCGCAUCAGUGCUGCCUAUCAGUGCUGCCUGUCAGUGCCGCCUAACAGUGCCAGUCAGUGCCACCUAACAGUGCCAUAUAUGAGUGUUGCCUUUCAGUGCCCAUCAGUGAUACCUGUCAAUGCCCAUCAGUGCCACCUACCAGUGCCUCCUCAUCAGUGCCCAUCAGUGCCGCCUAUCAGUGCCCACCAGUGCCGCCUAUCAGUGCCCAUCACUGCAGCCUCAUUAGCGCAAAUCAGU
Molecule: messenger RNA, 372 nt
Organism: Staurois parvus
Lineage: Eukaryota; Metazoa; Chordata; Amphibia; Anura; Ranidae
Source: the annotation of a GenBank genome assembly